CAUCACCGACUGUCGCCAAUUGCCCGCCAGAGCUACGCCGCCCGCCCCUUUGACAUUGCCAGUACACGCCCCAUUGUACCCCCCCUCGCGCAAUUCGCACAAUGCUGGCCGGCGCACUCUGCCGCUUGGCAGCCGACAUCCCCAGAGCGUCCCCACACAAUGUGCCGCAACUCGCACGCCACCUUGAGCGCGUGCUCGUCAUUCGCAGCGCCGCUGAAUCCUCCCCCGCCUACGCCUCGUCGCGCGCCUAUGCGUAUGCCCGCGCCUAUGCUACGACUACACGCGCAACCAAGCCCACGGCCACGGUGAAGAAGGCGGUCAAGGCGGUCGCAAGCGAAAAGACCCCGCCAAAGAAGAAGGCUGCACCGGCAAAGACGACUGCAAAGAAGCCAGCAGCCAACAAGACAAAGAAGAAGCCGGCGGCUAAGAAGAAGGUGGCCAACAAGACAAAGAAGAAGCCGGCCAAGAAGCGUGUGAAGAAGCCACUGACCGAGGAAGAAAAGGAGAGGGCCAAGAUCCGUCAGCUGCGCGCAAAGGCCUUGAAGGAGCCCGUCACGCAGAGGACGCUCUCGGCCUACAAUAUCUUUAUAUCUGAGGUCAUCAAGGGCAAACCAAGCAGUAGCGACGAUCAGCUGUCCAAGAUCACGAAAUCUACUAAGGAAUUCAAGAACCUGUCACCCGCACAGCUCGAGCACUACAACCACCUUGCCAAUGAGCAAAAUGCCGCAAGGAAGGCCGAGUUCGAGAAAUGGAUCCUGAAUUACACCCCGCAACAGAUCCGCAUUGCCAACCUCGCUCGCACCCAGCUGCGCAAGAGACUCGCCGACAAACAGAAGUCUCUCCCCUCUCACACUUCCAAACUGCACGACCCUCGCCACGUCAAGGCCGCACUGAACCCCUACGCCUUGUUCUUCCGAGACAGACACGCCAGCGGCGACUUAAAGGGCAUCGCUGCUCCCCAAGCCUCCAGGCUCAUUGGUGCUGAGUGGAAAUCAUUGAGCGAGAGCGAAAAGCAGAAAUACCAAAGCGAAGCUAAUGCUCUAGCUACCAAGCAGUAAGAUGUAAAUACUAUAUGUACACAAUUACCGCCCUUGCAUUACAUGAGCAGGUUACCUUUCCAAUACCCUCGACUUGCCUCUGUUCUACUUUAACCCACACUCUAUGCGACUAUAGUUCCUUUUUUUCCCUUUGUAUGUCAGUUAGAAGGUUUUAAGGGAGGGGGGGGAAUGUAAUACCACUGUGCACCCAUCUAGUCUGGCUACUAGAUCUUUGGCGGUCGGUUUUUCCAGGUU
Messenger RNA from Bipolaris sorokiniana ND90Pr, 1292 nucleotides. RefSeq lists its product as uncharacterized. The transcript has 3 exons. The record is from RefSeq and is a predicted model, not a curated record. The coding region runs from base 102 to 1058 and encodes 318 amino acids. Lineage: Eukaryota; Fungi; Ascomycota; Dothideomycetes; Pleosporales; Pleosporaceae.